This is a messenger RNA of Cajanus cajan (pigeon pea), 1651 nucleotides long. Its product is annotated as protein LIGHT-DEPENDENT SHORT HYPOCOTYLS 1. NCBI's taxonomy places the organism in Eukaryota, Viridiplantae, Streptophyta, Magnoliopsida, Fabales, Fabaceae. Gene Ontology annotation, biological process: response to light stimulus; mRNA transcription. Gene Ontology annotation, cellular component: nucleus. The record is from RefSeq and is a predicted model, not a curated record.
UUGUCCUCUUCUGGGGCACAGUGCCAUCUUCUUUUCUCAUCAUCAUUUAACCCUUCCUUCCUUCUUCCUUCAUCCCUCUCGCAAAACAAAACCCUCUUUCUCUCAUCACUUCCUCAUGCUUUUACUAACUACAACACAACUCUCACUUUGCUUCCACUUUUCUGGAUAACAUAUUUCUCAUUACCUCAUCCCACAUACUCAAUCAUUCACUUUUUGCUGCUUCCAUCAAAUUAAAUUCAAAUCUCCACACUCCCUCCCUCCUCUUCUCACAAUAUCAUACUACAACACAAAAAAAAUAACUAAAUUAUAGAACAUGCACCCUUUUACCUUCCAAAAGCCCUAGCCACUCCUCCAACUCCAAACAACAACUUAAUAACAAUCACUAUCAUCAAGAUCCAAAUCAUCAACCACCAGAUCUCGCCAAUGGAGACUGUGCCAACCUCAACAGCCACCAACACUCCGAGCAGGUACGAGAACCAAAAGCGCCGAGACUGGAACACCUUCUGCCAGUACCUCACCAACCACCGCCCGCCGCUCUCCGUGGCGGCCUGCAGCGGCGCGCACGUGCUGGAGUUUCUCCACUACCUCGACCAAUUCGGGAAGACGAAGGUGCACAGUCCCACGUGUCCCUUCUUCGGCCUCCCAAACCCUCCGGCGCCCUGCCCUUGCCCUCUCCGCCAGGCGUGGGGCAGCCUCGACGCCCUCAUCGGCCGCCUCCGCGCCGCCUUCGAAGAGAACGGCGGCAGGCCGGAGACCAACCCCUUCGGCGCUCGCGCCGUUAGGCUUUACUUGCAUGAUGUUCGUGAUUUUCAGGCCAAGGCCAGAGGAGUCAGCUACGAGAAGAAAAGAAAGAGGCCAAAGCAAAACAUCGCUGCUUCCCCCAAUGCCACUGCCACUGCCACUUAGAAACCAAACAAACCUAAACUCCAUUUUUUCAAUGGAAGGAAUAUAUAUAAUUAGUAUCAUCGAUCGCAUGCAUAUGCAUAUGAUAUGCUCUAUGUCUAUCUUUUAAUUGCCUAUUUAAUUUUAUCUUGUCAAAGUUGUGGCCUCUUUUAUAUGUGCUAUAUGUCUUUUGCAAAGAUAUCGGUCUUCUGAGUUCUUGAGACGGUUUUGAUGAUAUAUUUAGCUUUCCUGUGUUUGAGGAAUUAACUAGCUAGGAGAUAUAUAGUUAUAAUAUGCCAAAGGAUGAAAUUGAUACACAUUUCCGGCAUGUGCGUCAAUCUCUCCCUGCCAAACCCUUUGUGUUGAAAAAAGGAUGUUAGAGUUUACACAGGAUUUAUUAAUUGCUUUGCCUGAUUGUGAAUCAGUCGUGCCAUACAUACACACAUGUGUGUGUUUUCACUUUUCAGAGACACCUGAAAAAUAUUUCCAUGAUUGCACUGCACUUGUUGAAUGCUGAUGAGAUUUGUCCACCCUAAAAUGGAGCGGAUUGUGGUGGAAAAAGGAAAGUUAAAGAGUGGAAGUGAUAGUUUGAUGGAUGUGAUAUAAAUGAGAUUGAAGUGAAAGGAGGUGGAUGAUAAUAAUCUUCUUUGUUACUUACUGGAAAUUUUUUUUUCUAAUUGAUGUAUUACUGUCUAUUUCAGGUAACAGUUAAUUCCUUACAGCAAGGUUUUUAUUUUUUCAAUAACACAAUUAAUUAAUACUUUGCACU